Messenger RNA from Varanus komodoensis (Komodo dragon), 569 nucleotides. Its product is annotated as ovomucoid-like. Gene Ontology annotation, molecular function: protein binding. Bases 185 to 412 code for a protein of 75 amino acids. NCBI's taxonomy places the organism in Eukaryota, Metazoa, Chordata, Lepidosauria, Squamata, Varanidae. The transcript has 5 exons. The record is from RefSeq and is a predicted model, not a curated record.
GAUUUUAUAAAGGAAAGUAGAGAGGUUUGUUCUGAAAUGCAGUGCAUUUCUUUUAUAGAUAAAUUGCACUCUUUACCCUGCUGAAAAAGUCACAGGAAUCAUAGCAUGUCCAAAUACAAUUGCACCAAUCUGCGGAUCAGAUGACGUUACGUACAGCAAUGAAUGUGAGAUAUGUAAGAAAAAUAUGGAGCGCAACAGAAAUAUUGGUAAGAAACACAAUGGAGAAUGUGAGGAGAUGAUUCCUACUCAAGAGUUUUACUGCAGACAAUUCUCCCCAGAAACACACGAUUGCACACAAGACAAUGAUCUUCACUGUGGUUCUGAUGGCAAGACCUAUAAGAACAAGUGUGAAUUCUGCACUGCUGACCCAAAUGGCAGUGUUCUUCUCCUUGAGCAUUUGAGGGAGUGCUGAGUAUAUGCUGACUUUCAGAGAAAACCCCUUGGCUUAUUUUCUGAUAGCUGGUGUUGCAUAAAAAGUUCUACUUUGGUAUUUUUAUUAAGUCUAACUGUAUUUUGUUUUGAUUUCUUGUGUGUUGUUCCAAUGCACACAAUAAAUUUGCUAAUUCUUU